AAAAAAAAAAAAACAGUAUAAGGCACGUGCCUACCCUGCCCUUCACGUACGUCCGCCCCUGGAACAGCCUGGAACUACCGCCAUCGGCCGGAAUCUCUCUAGGAAUGAUAAUGGACGGUGAGUUGAUGUCAGAUUACAAGAUGGUAGCUAAAUCUUUGACUAGGAAAGGAACUGCGAUGGCUAAAUGCUCAAAAGGCUAUGAACCUCUGACAGAGAGACCAAAUAAAGACUUGGAGCAGCAGGACUACUUUGAUCCCAGUAUCGGCGUUGAGCAAGGUACUGAUGAGCACAAGUAUCCUGAUCUUGAGGUUGGAAAAAUCCCAGUGAUGCCUUUCAGACCAUCUCUUGAAGCUAAACUUAGAGGAUUGCUGUAUAACAUUUGCUUACAUGAGAUUAAGCUAUGCUCUGAUGCUUUAAAAGAGUUUGUUAUGUUACUAAAGGGAGAAACUGGCGGCCAUUUGUUGCGUCUUUAUUUCCACAACUCUGCCAAAUUUAAGGAGCUUCUAGAUGUAUGGAAGUUUCUACAUGAAAAAAAACAAGGAGUGUCCUAUAUAUUCUCGCUUUUCCAGACGGUUUUGAGUCAUCCAGAGGGAAAAGGUACAUCAGCUGAUAUUGGAAGAGCUAUUAACCAGCUUGGCAGGUCACUUAUUGAUGAAAAACUGCAUGACAUUUACAAUGCAUUGAACAGCAAAGAGGGAAAACAACAGAAUGCUGCACUUUCACUCUUGGCUUCCAUAGUUAGACGUGGUCCAAGAAUGGCAUCGCAUAUGGCGAAUAAAUUUGAUUUUAAGGGUUUUGCAAAACUGGGGGAGUAUAAAACUGGAGGGGCUGACAAGGUUAGGAAACAUUCAACGAGGCAGGCUUUUGUUGGGUUUGCAAUAUCAUUCCUUGAAGUUGGGCAACCUCAUUUGUCAGAUUCUAUUUUAUGGCAGAAGAAAAUGUAUUCUAAUGUCCUAAAAGGCCUUGGGGAAGACGAUGAAGACACUGCGGCUUACGUUUUGUCUACGUUGAAGGACAAGAUCCUUGUUAAAGAAUCAUUGAUUUGCCCUCCGCUAAGGAGUGUUCUUUUUGGAAUCCCUGCACUAGAGAAGCUAGUCAUCAUUUCAGCAAGAGAGGAUGGUGGGAAAGUGAAUGAGUUGGCCCAUGAUGUUCUUGUUAAAGUUUGUACAGACCCCUCUAAUGGAUUGAUGCCAGAUUCAAAGAGCCUACUAAUGCUCAUGAAGAAGUUGAGAGCAACAGAAAUUAGUUAUCAUAGGGAUUUGCUUCUAGCCAUUGUUAGGGGUAGACCGUCUUUAACUUCAGCUUUCUUGGAACAAUUUCCAUACAAUGUGAAAGAUUUUUCAUCACCAUCCUGGGUUUCUUCUAUUUCCCUGGCAGCAAAUUUGGUAUCGCCGGAAAGAAUUUCAUCUUCUUUUGACUUUCUCAAUCCAGAUCAUCGUGCUAUACCUCCUUCUGUUGGUUCAGAAAUUCAGACUAUCAUGAAUUGCAUAUGCCCUCGACCGUUUAGCCGGUCGUUGAUCACUAGAGGGAUGCUCCAUUCUGAUUUACUUGUGAAACAUGGGACUUUGAGAUUUCUCUGGGAGACGCUGAGGCUGUUGGAUUCUUUUGUUACCGCUUGGAAACUUCGCUCGUCUCAGGCUUCUCUUGAGCGGGAUGUCAUGGGUGAGGUGAGAAGCUUUUUUCCAGAUGCCCAGGUGUUUUUGACUGUACUGAAGUCUCUGAGCGGUUCUAGCGAAACCCAAAAGCUGCCUUUGAAAAGAGAAGCAGUGUUGGAUAGUGGAUUAGUAGGAAAAAGAAAACGCUUUAAGCCAUCUGAGAAGUGUGUUUUGGAAAAAGAUGCUGGUGAUAUCGUCAUUUGUGGGGUAGGUUCUGAUAAAGAUUUCUUUUUGGAAGAGGAUACUGGGGAUGCUCAGAUGACAGAUCAGGCAGAUGCUGAAAAAGAAUAUCUUGGGAUUGUUUCAGAAAUUUGGGGUUCAGAGUUUUGGUCUAAGCCUUUUGAUUCGGUCGAAGAAGCAGAGAUGUUAUUUCACAUUAAGCUCCUGGAUACCCUCAGGAUUUAUAUGCGUUCUGUGCCUAAUAUCCUUGAAGGAUCGUUUGAUGUCUUCAUGAAAUUUCUGAGCACUUCUUCAGGUUUGCCAGCCGAAUUGCAGAGAGCUCACUUGUCUUUGGUAAAUGAAUACAUCAGUUGGACGCCAAAGUCCCAAAGUGAGAGAGAGAGUGUUCCUACAAGAAUUCCACCACUCAUGUUCAAGCAUUUGCAUGUAUUCAUUAAUUUGUUACCUUUUUCAUCACACGACGAGGUGAAGGAUCUAUCGUAUAAUUUAGCACUGGUAGCUAUGAGCAGCACCGGUGCAUUCGACAAAAAUCCAAGUGAAAUUGGGGCAUGGUUCCGGUUUCUACCAGGUUUUGGAAAGAUUAAACCACCUCUUAUGGUUCAGGAGGCUGUACAGAGCAUGUCAUCAGUUGUCAUCUCCUUUUUAUGUGAUGCAGUUACGACUGUUGGAAAUAAUUUAUUCAAGCAAUGGGAAAUUGUCAGAAGUAGAUUGUCCCAUUUAAAAGGUGACUCAAUUGGUUUUAGCCCCUUAAUUGUUUGUAUUCUGGAGAACUGUGUUAGGCUGCUUAAGUCUGAAUCUAAAAAAUAUUCUUUACCAGACAAGUCAGCAAUAUCUCUGUACGUCUGCAGCACAUUGAAAUAUCUUUUGCAAACUCAGGUAGAUUCCAGUGGACUCUCUUGUUUGGUCCAGUCAGUUUUGUCUGAGGUGGUUGAUGGAUCUAAGGAUUCUUUAUGUGAAUGGAGGCCAUUGAGGAUGUUGCUGCUUUUCUCACAAUCUUUGUCAGACAAAAAAACUUUCAUCUUACAUUCCAGAAGGACAACGAGUUUACUUGCUGACACUUCUUUUGCAGAUUCUCUUGAUGAGAUAAAAGGACUGGUGAGAAGAAGUAUUUCUCUGGAUGAAAUCGCAGGAAUCGUUAAAGCGUUUUCUUCUGCAUUGAUAUGUGCAACACCUGAAUCAAUUUUGGAGAAUUUUGCUUCUGUGAUGGCUAUUUCUUGGGAUUUAUAUGGAACAUCAUUCUCAUUUUUACAGUCCAUCGCCUUUCUAGAGGAAAACUUCCUCGGAAACCUUUCAAAGCUAUCACCUGACUUAUUUGUUAGAGGUUUAGAACUUACUAGGUCAAGGAAUCUCCGUGAAGGAAUAGUAGAUAGUGAGAUUGAUUUUGCUGACUACUCAUCCGUAACUGAAGCAAUCAAAAGUAAGGUGGAGAUUCGUGAUAUUUAUUCUUCUGCCUUGUCUAUGUUCUUCGAGCAGGCUCCUUUUCCAGUAUUACUUAACGAAAUUAUGAGCAUGGAUAUAUCUUGCGUGCCAGAGUUUCCAAGAUUAGCAGAGCUACUGCUGCUAAAAGUUUGGCAACCUAAAAGUGAUAAUAUUGAAUCAGAUAUCCGAUUAAUACUAUUCUGGCUCUUCCAAAUACGAUCAUCUUACAAGAUUCAACCAGCUCCGGUACUCUGUCGAAUCUCUGAGAUCUGCUUACGUCUCUUGAAGCACUUGUUCUCGCAAAUAUCAGAACGGGGCUUUGUUUCUGGACCUUCUUCAGAUAAGUUGGUUGCUCCUUUUGCAAAGUGGAAGCAUCAAGUGGCCCAGACAGUUCUUUGCCAUCCAGUUGUGAUGGCACUGUUGGAGAGUCCCUUGGAUUGUGGCACAUUACCUCCAGUGCAUAAUGUUAAGAUUUUUUCAGAAACGUCGCUGACGACGAGCAGGCUAGUUAUUUGUGAAAUAGAUCAACAAAUCCUUGAUCUAUUGGUUUCUAUUUGUGAGCACUUUUUGUUUGAUGAGAGACACAUUGUGCAGGAUGGCGAUCUCAGGGAAAAUAAGUCAAUUACGGUUUUUAAGGACUUGGUGCAAAGGCUUCUUUUGUUAUUCAGAGACAAGUUUGAGCUUUGUGUUGGUUCUCAAAGUUACGCUCCGCUUCUCCAACCAUCACAAUUAAUUCAUGCGUUGUUGAGAUUUAUUUCACCUUUUAAACUUUUAGAGCUAGCCCGUUCCAUGCUGAGUAAAAUUGAUGAGGAAGAAUUGGCUAGCCCAAAUUUGAGUAUGAUUAUCAGUUUGGGAUUGGAUAUUGCUGGCGGAGCUUUUGAAAUGCUUAUAUCUUAUUCACACCUGCCGGCUGCUAAGAGAGGGGUAUAUGAUUUGCUGUGGGAAUUAAAAGAAGAGAAUUAUGACAGUAUACUCAUUGAGGAAGUCUAUAGCAUGGCAUGCAGGUUUUCUACCUCUUUUGGUUUGGUUUCGGCAGAUACUUGUUUGCUUAAAGUUGGGAGCAGCAUUUUCAGGGGGAAACAUAAUCGGCAUUGCAAUGUUCAUCCAUUGACGGUGAUAAUUUCACAGAUUGUUGGGAGAACUCCUAAAGACUUGAUUAUCCAUUAUAUUAACCAGCCAAGCAUGACCAGAGCCAAGAUAUUAUUCUAUCUUGUGGAGUCCAGUCCCUUGCAUCUGUCAGUCUUUGGACACUCUUUCUUUAGUAUGCUAAGUAAGCAACAGGAUGGCUCUGAUCAGUUUAUCAUGCUUCCGCCUGCCGUGUUAUCGUAUCUGGCAUCAGUUUAUGCAAAAAUCGAGACGCCGUGUAGUAGAUGUUUAGAUAUAACUUCACUUUAUUCAAAUAAACUAACAAACGGUUUUCAUCAGUGGCCCAGUUUUUUGUCUGGGUGGAUCUUUGAAGAGAAGUAUGAAGAGAUUCUUAUGUCGACAACUGAGGAUAUUGACACUAUGUUUAAUGCGAGUCUUCUUGGGAUGGCAGUACGUAUGUUUCAGUGUCACUUUGCCUUGAAUGAAAGUCCAACUAAAAUAGACGAUCUCUUAAAGGUAUUCUAUUCCAUGUUUCCCCACGCUAGUGCUGGCAAAAAGAUGUUUGAUUACGAGAUAAAAGAAAUGGACGCUCAGUCAGUACACUAUAUGUUUAAUGUUGCUAUCCGUGUAGUUGCAAAAGUAGAAUUUUCAAGGAUCUGUUUGUUUCCUGAGGAUAGCAGUAUAUGUCAUUUUAAAAGUCAAGCUGUUAGUUGUGCAAAGGAAAGUUCUCCAGAAAUGGGAUCCUGCAGAGAGAGUUUACUAAAUGCUUUAGUUGAAAGUUGGCCAUGUGUUGUCAAGAGAUCUGAUGGUUAUUUUCAAGGGAAUUCUGAAAGAAAACAAGACAAAUGUUGGUUCCUGUGCAAAAGCCUUGAAAACUUCAUUUUGAGAAGUAUUCUAAAGAUUUUGAAAUACAUGUGUGAGGAGCUUGUUAACUUGGAUUCUCUUCCUUUCUUGGAGAAACUAAUGAAAUCAGUUCUCCUGUAUAGAUUUGAGGACUCAAAGACAUUGAAGUUACUGAGGGACAUUUUCUCCUUAUUGUCGAGAGGAAAGUACUCAUGUACACUAUAUAUCCAACUCCUGGUAUCUCACUCUCAGUUUACACCAACCAUCCUAUCAGCCUCGCGUACUGGUGAAUUAUUGAGGCCUGUCUCCAGCAUUCUAAAACAUCUUAGCAUCCCAAGUCCAAAUUCUGUCGGAGUUGGAAGUUGUUGUCUCGAAGCACCCGACUAUGUGAAGCAGUUAGAAAUUGUCAAAAUUCUCAGAGUGCUGCUUUCCAAAUGUGGAAAAGGUUCGGGGAUCAAUCUGAAAGAGCUGCGCUUUCUUUUUUUGUGUUCUUAUGGUGCAACUAUGAGCGAAAUUGACUUAGAGCUCUACAAGUUGAUGCAUGAUAUCGAGUUGAUUGAGGACGAACAGAGGCUGAAUGUUUCUGAAACAGAUUAUUUGUGGGGUAAAGCUGCCUUGAAAAUAAGAGAGGGACUGCGUUUUUCUCAGGAUGCAUAUUAUGGUGGUGAAGCUGGUUUGGUGGAAAAUCUCCAGCAGAUUCUUUUCAAAGAGAAUCUUUGGAUUGAUCCCAAAAUAUGUGCUCAAACUCUUUUGUAUUUUCCCUAUCAACGAACUGCAGAGGUAUCGGAUAACUCUUACAUAUCUGAUGAUCCAGUAAGUGAGAAAUGCUCACCUGUUAUUGAACGGUAUGAUCCGGCUUACAUCCUGCCAUUCUCAAUACACUCAUUGUCCAUGGGAUGUAUUGAACCUGUAAAAUUCGCCAGUUCAGGCUUGCUUGCAGUUGCGUUAGCGAGCACGUCUUCAGCAGAUCUUGGGAUGAGAAAAUUGGGCUAUGAAACUCUUGGGAUAUUUGUGCAUGCCCUUAAGAGAUGUGAGAAGAAUGAGAAUGUAAUGGGGCUUAUGCUUCUGCUGAUGCAUGUGGAAAAUGGAGUUGACAAACGGUGGAAAAGAAUCCCAACAGUUUGUGCUUAUUUUGCUGCUGUGACGUCUCUGAUAUUGUUGGAUUCUUCUCACGAACUUUAUGCUCCCAUAAAUAAACUUUUGAAGAGCUCAUCUACUCUGAACCUGAAGGGAAUACCUUUGUUUUAUGACUUUUUCUGGAGCAGCACUGUUGUCCUUCGAUCACAGAGGCUUUGGGAACUUCGCCUAGUGUGUGUGGGCUUGGAAUCAGAAGACGAUGCUCAAUUGUACAUAAGAAACUCUGUCCUUGAGACAUUAAUGAGUUUUUCCUCAUCCCCUCUUGCUGAUGAUGAAACUAAAGGACUAAUCCUUCAGGUUGUGAGAAAGUCAGUCAAGUUCCAUAAGAUAGCCCGACAUCUAGUUGAAAACUGUGGUCUUUUGUUAUGGUGUUCAUCGUUUAUCUCAAUGUUUGCUACAAAGCCCAUUGGAGAUGAAGAUUCGCGCUUGGUAGCUGUCUUGGAGGUCAUAACUGAUACACUCGCCUCCAGAAACGUCACAGUGUGGUUGCAAAGAUCUGCCCUCGAAGAGCUAAUGGAAAUCUCGUCGCGUUUAUACAGAUUUUUAGGUGGUGGAUUGGUAUCAGUGAAAGAAAAUGGUACUUUGGUGGAUUUGAUUUUGCAGAUACUAUCUGCUACUCUAAAGAUAUCACAGAAACGGAAACUGUACCAGCCACAUUUCACCAUCACAAUCGAGGGGAUAUGCCAACUCUUUGAGGCAGUUGCUAAUUGCGACUCUCCUCAAGUCGAAGCUAGUGCAGAGCGUGGGCUUGAUGUUAUAUUAAUGAGCACCCCGCCAAUUGACAUAAUAUGCAUGGACGUGGACAAGCUGAGAAGGUUUCUUUUUUGGGGAAGCUCCACAGCCUUGAAGAGUGACUUUGAAAAGGGAUCUAAGCCUAGUGAGUCUCAUAAAGAUACUAAAACACACUCUGAAGAAGCACAAGAAGAAACUAUGGUAGCAAAGUUUCUACGCUGGCUGUUGGCUUCAGUGAUUCUUGGGAAGCUUUAUUCUGAAGCUAAUGAUUUGGACUCAACAGUCUUGAGUGAAACAAAGCCAGAAACUUUGUUGGAAUACUUGAAGCAAAGGAAUAUUGAAGGCAGCAUGACAAAAUCGGAGCACAUACUAGGGGAAGUAAUCGUAUAUCUCCAAAAGCUUCUGUGUACAAACAACAUGGUUCUUCUUCCCUCUGUUGUAUUUGCACUUUCUCUCAUGCUUCUUCGCAAUGGCCUCUUCUUGACUGCAGAUACAGAGUCCGAAGGUGAUUACAAGCUCAUCAGAUCUUUGUGUUCUAGAAUUAGUUGUCCUCCUGAAGCUAUUCCGGUCUGGAGAUGGUCGUAUUAUCAGGGAUGGAAGGAUCUUUCAACGGGACCAGCCACAGAUCCGAAAAAGAUCGAUGCAUGCCAACAGCUUUUGCUGAUAUUCUCUGAUAUGCUUGGGACAAUGCCUCAGGAAUCUCAACAAGUGUUGCUUCGUGAUUUUUUUGAAAUUUCCAGUGUAUUUGUAUCAUCCAAAUCAAAUCAGUUUUGUUUUACUUUAUAUCAAUGACUGGAGUUGUUUUAUUGGUUAGUUCACAAGAACUAUGUUUAAAUUUUGAUGUAUUAAUUGUUAUUAAGCAAUAAUCCCUUAAUGAUAAUUGUUAUUGAGCUA
Arabidopsis lyrata subsp. lyrata is the source of this 7946-nucleotide messenger RNA. RefSeq lists its product as uncharacterized. Gene Ontology annotation, cellular component: nucleolus. NCBI's taxonomy places the organism in Eukaryota, Viridiplantae, Streptophyta, Magnoliopsida, Brassicales, Brassicaceae. The record is from RefSeq and is a predicted model, not a curated record. Gene Ontology annotation, biological process: maturation of LSU-rRNA from tricistronic rRNA transcript (SSU-rRNA, 5.8S rRNA, LSU-rRNA); maturation of 5.8S rRNA from tricistronic rRNA transcript (SSU-rRNA, 5.8S rRNA, LSU-rRNA).